Messenger RNA from Parasteatoda tepidariorum (common house spider), 2611 nucleotides. RefSeq names its product transcription factor MafB-like. Gene Ontology annotation, cellular component: nucleus. The record is from RefSeq and is a predicted model, not a curated record. Gene Ontology annotation, biological process: regulation of transcription by RNA polymerase II. NCBI's taxonomy places the organism in Eukaryota, Metazoa, Arthropoda, Arachnida, Araneae, Theridiidae. Gene Ontology annotation, molecular function: DNA-binding transcription factor activity, RNA polymerase II-specific; RNA polymerase II cis-regulatory region sequence-specific DNA binding.
CCCCCCUUUUCGGAAUGAAGGGGAGAGGGACUAAGCCCACCCAAAAGUAAGGGGAGGGUAUGACGUCGGAUUCAUUCUAUUGGCUGGAAUAGAGGGGGUGACGUCAAGCGCUUCAUAAAUAUCAAGCGGUCCCGGAUCCAGAGCUAAGUUGAGUCAGCAAAAGUUUUCGUCCAAGUGAGAGAGCGAGAGGAACGAACAGAAAAUGCUGACUUCUGCGGGACUUUAGCUGCAACCGUAGCGGUUUUCGCUCCCCUCUCACACGAUGAUUUCUAAGACUGUGGUACUCGUGGUUAGGAUUCUGUUCUUCUGUUAGGCCUGCCUGUUCAGAAGAUUUUAUUUUGGAAACUUUUUUUUUUCAUUCCCUGCUUUGAGUGGGGGGAAUUAUAGAAGAAGGGGAUGCUGAUCUAAUCGAGAUCUGACCGACCUGAGAAGAGGGGGAAAAACUCGAUGAAGUGAGCAACCCUCAAUGUCGGGGUCUUAAUUGAGAUUAUAAUUUGCUGUAUCUUUCUUCUCCCCCCUCUGCAGAAAGGGGAGACGGUCAAGAAUUUGAAUGAUACAGGUGGGGGAAAAAACAAUUGAAUGAACUCUAAUGGCCUUUCUCAUUUUUCGAUGAGGUGACGAAACACUUCAGAAAAAAGAAGGAAAAAAAAUCCCCCUUAAAAAUUAAAAUAAUUGUUGACACUCUUCUCUUUUGCUCUUUUAUGAGUGGAAACGAGGCUACUUAAAAAUGACAAACAAAAUAUUAAAAAAAUCGGUUAUAAAUUCUAAUUUUUGCUCUUAAUUAAGGAACUGAUUUUUAGUCAGGAAAAAAAAAUUCGAUUUUUCUCUUCUUUCGAAUGAAAUUCAGCCGAUCUUUUAUGCGAUUAGCAGUGAUAAAUGACGAAAUGAUUGACUUAUUAACUUUCCAGUUUGUGACUAUUGUGGGAAAUUAAAGAGAGAGAAAAAUUGAUAUAUUUUAACCAAAUUUAUAAAUCGAUGAACACGAAAACUGAAAGAAGAAGAUAGCAAGGAUAGCAUUCUUUGGAAAUAGUAUUUUAAUGACAAUUUUUUAAAAGGCGAUGUUUCGAAAAGACAAAUAUUGAUUCUUCCGUUCGUCUGCAGUCUACCUCAUCGAAGAUCUCCGGCAGUGCAUUCUGCCGUCAUUUACCGUUACGUAGCCGGGAGAGGCCGUUCUGUCGACUACGGAGGGAGUUUGGACCCAACCGGACCCAACGGGCCCGCCUUCAUAUUUUACGAUGAUGGAAGGUAAUUCUGAGAAUCCUCCUGGAGUAGACUACGUUCACGAAUUCGAUUUGGAGCACUUAGAAGAAGUGGUGAAACAAGAAAUGCACAGAGCUAAGUAUUCGUCGGGGGUGAAUCUCGGAGCCUGUACCACCCCUCACAAUGGAAUGAAUAUGCAGCACAUGAAUGACCAUCCCCAUCACCAUCAUCCGCACCAGCCUGUCUACGGUAUGAACUCUAAUAUGGGAUCUUCAUGCCCACGGAAGCCAGUUGUGCUGGCUGCUGCAACUCCUCCGGACACGCCGCCAUGCCACGGAAUGCCACCCUCUCCAGCGUUUGUACCGACAGGCAACACUCCUGGACCUCUGAUGGACGAUGGAAUGCUGUGGCUGACCCAGAACCUUCGAUAUGGUGGUGCCAGUGGCAAUCAAGAUGGACCUCUGGAUUUACGUCCCCCCCAAUGUGCCGCAGACAUGGAAGCUUGGCUUAUAGCGAAUGGCGGUGGUCGAAGGGAUUAUCCGGAGGUUCAAGGUGUGCCCCCAUCGCAGCGCGGAGGACCCAAUCAUCACAUUGAGCAUCAUCACCUGAUGACUGCAGCUAACACUAACAGCAACAGCAGUAGUGGCAGCUGCAGCUCUGCGACUUCAACUCUGGGUGGCAGUGUCCCAAACUGUCACCGUGGCGGAGGAUCAGACAUUCUUGACGAUGACCAACUGAUAUCCUUAACUGUGCGGGAGUUGAACAAGAGGCUGCACGGAUUUCCGAGAGAAGAGGUAGUGAGGAUGAAGCAGAAGCGGCGCACUCUCAAAAACAGAGGAUACGCUCAAAACUGUCGCACCAAAAGACUCGCACAAAGACACGAGCUCGAGUCCCGCAACAGGCUACUGCAAGGAGAAAUGGCCAGGUUAAGACAAGAACUGGAACGUGCUUGUCAGGAGAGAGACUUUUACAGGCAACAACUCCACGCUUUGAGAGACUGUGCAGGAGACCCAAGGUCCAUGUCAAGUGUAUCCAGUGUAGGAGCAGCCAGUAAUCCCAGUUCUCCGGAAUUUUAUCUCUGACGCUCAAAUGGACUACCUAUUGGUAAGGAACUUUAUAGAAUAUUCAAACGACAUUAAUGUAAUGGCUAAAAGCAUGCGAGUUGCAAUUACAUGCUAUAACUUGUUCAGAAUGCGGAUUCUAAGAAAGUGACCUUUAACAUUAAACAAUGGUUGUUACAUUUAUUAAAUUGAAAGAGCAUUGCCCGGAAAGUAUCCAAGUUUGACUGAAAAACUGAUUGGAAUUUUUUUAAAGUUUAAUAUAAAAGUGGAUAGGAAAUAUAUUUUCACGAUUAUUAAAGGCUUUGAUUUUAAAAUUAAAACUCUCAUUGCCCGCAGAGUAAUGGUUAUUA